AUGCAGGGUGUUGCGGAUGGUCCCGUCAAGACUCACCUGUUCCGACUUGAACUAGAUUCACUAGAACAAGCCAUUUCUAUUGUGGAACAGGAACACUUCAUUCUGAGACAGGCUCGCGCCAGCUCGACAUCGUAUCGUCCACCGAGACGAUACGACAGCGAAAGUCCAGAGCCGAUGGAGCUCUGUUACGAAGAGAGCGAGAAGGCUCGCUCUACAGACUACAAGAAGUUGCAGAAAUGCAACAGAUGUCAGAAGACAGGACACUACGCUUACGAGUGUAGUGCCCAUCGUCCAGUGUCUCGCAACGCUGGGCGUAAUGACCGUCCACCCAUGAGAAGGGGGCAGGGACGCGGGGUCGCUGUUGGUGCAAAGACGCAACAACGGGGUGGACCGUCAAAAAACGGACAGGAUCUGUAG
Molecule: messenger RNA, 417 nt
Organism: Peronospora matthiolae
Lineage: Eukaryota; Oomycota; Peronosporomycetes; Peronosporales; Peronosporaceae
Source: the annotation of a GenBank genome assembly